Messenger RNA from Lepisosteus oculatus (spotted gar), 6186 nucleotides. It is a transcript of the gene rassf8b, whose product is annotated as Ras association domain family member 8b. Lineage: Eukaryota; Metazoa; Chordata; Actinopteri; Semionotiformes; Lepisosteidae. The record is from RefSeq and is a predicted model, not a curated record. Gene Ontology annotation, biological process: signal transduction.
GACAGCCACACGGGGAUACUUUCUUCGCCCGGAGAAGAAAGUCUUGAAAGCGGCGUGGAUUGGGAGACUGGUGCGGCUUUAAAAUGUCCCACCAUGCACCGCGCUGUCCCAGUUCCGUUACAAUGUAUUUACAGCAGGAGCGGAGCCCGGGCGAGUCGCGGCGUCCGCAGCAGCGCACGGGCAGGGCUGUUCGCCUACUGGGAGCGACUUCGCCAGACAGCAUCUCAAGAGCCGGACUUCGUCGACUGGGUUCAGUUUAUUUUCCUUGGCUUUAGCGUACUCCUGGCUUUGUUGCACUGGGGUUGUCAUCCCCCCCACCCCCCCCCCUGCUCCCCUGCUCUUGGGGUGGUGCGGUGAAGAAGUAUGUAAGACUUGCAGAUUUCAUGCCAAAAGCGAAAUCUCUUGCACUUCACUCCAGCCCAGCCAGAAAGCAAGUUUAACUACACCGAGUGAAAGAUUUAUUCUUCUUCAGAACGACCGGAGGAAGGGUGGUGUUGAAACAACUGCUCCCACCUGCCCCUGGCAUGGAGGAAUGACACGAGCUCCUGGAAGGCAGCAGUUUUCGGCCCCUCGCUCGUCUGAUGGUGCAUCAUGGAGCUGAAGGUCUGGGUGGACGGGGUCCAGAGAAUUGUUUGCGGCGUCACAGAAGCCACGACCUGCCAGGAGGUGGUGAUCGCACUCGCCCAAGCGAUAGGUCGGACUGGAAGGUACACGCUGAUCGAGAAGUGGAGGGAGACCGAGAGACACCUAGCUCCGCACGAGAACCCCAUCAUCUCCCUGAAUAAAUGGGGCCAGUACGCCAGCGACGUUCAGCUCAUCCUGAAGAGGACCGGGCCCUCGCUGAGCGAGAGGCCCACCUCGGACAGCAUGGCUCGCAUCCCGGAGAGGACUUUGUACCGGCAGAGCCUACCCCCUCUGGCCAAGCUCCGGCCCCAGAGCGACAAGUCGCUGAAGCGCAAGGAGCCCAAACGGAAGUCGUUGACCUUCACGGGCGGCGCCAAGGGCCUGUUGGACAUCUUCGGGAAGGGCAAGGAGGCCGAGGGGAAGCACAAGGCGCUGAACGGUAACUCCCCGCGGGCCGGCACGGAGGAGCUGUGCAGGCUGGUCAAGCUGCAGAAGGAGAAGCUGCAGGCCCUGGAACAGCGGCUGGAGAGCCACGAGGCCGAGCUGCGGCUCUGGGCCGAGAGGAACGGCGGGGGCGCCGGCGGCCUGGAGGAGGAGGUCCUGCGGCUGGAGCAGCGGGUGAAGAAGAACGAGGUGGAGAUCGAGGAGGAGGAGUUCUGGGAGAACGAGCUGCAGAUCGAGCAGGAGAACGAGAAGCAGCUGAGGGAGCAGCUGCAGGACAUGAGGCGCCGGAUCCAGGAGUGCGAGGGCAAGCUGGCGGAGUACCUGGCCAAGAUCCAGGGCAUGGACGCGGGCAUCGAGGCCGAGAAGCUCCAGCAGGAGAUGCAGGAGACGCAGCAGGUCGACGAGGAGGAGGUGAAGGCGAAGAUCCUGAAGGCGAAGAGGGAGCUGGAGAGCCAGGCGCAGCACACGGCCAGGCUAGAGAGCAGCUGCCGAGCAGUUGAGAGGUCUCUCGGACAGGCCACCAGGAGGUUGCAGGAGAAGGAGCAGGAGCUCGAGCAGCUCACCAAGGAGCUGAGGCAAGUGAACCUGCAGCAGUUCAUUCAGCAGACCGGAGCCAAGGUCACCGUGCUGCCAGCGGAGCCCAGCCUGGAAGAGUCGGCCCUGUCAGAGCUGGGGAAAGAAUCAGACUCCCCGUCGAGCUCGCUGAAGCGGCCCUCCUCCUCUCGCCAGCUGCCCAGCAACCUGCGCAUUCUGCAAAACCCGCUCACCUCUGGGUUCAACCCUGAGGGCAUCUAUGUUUGAGUUCUUGAACAUCCUUCCACGGGUGAAAAAGAGUCCCGGGUGCCCCAUCACGUUCUUCCAGCGCCACAGGACUGUGCUCUGAUGGAGAGGCCAGUGUGAGUCUUCCUGUCCUGCCGGGCCCCAACUCUCUGCUCAGACGUUGGAUCACUAGGCCACAGCCCUCACUGAUAUAUAGAGGUGGAGUUUGCUGAGGCAUGAAAUAUGUAUGUGUGUGUGUAUGGACUGACAAAGCCUAUUGAAAUAUUAAAGAGUUAAAUGCUACAGGCUUGUUCCAAGUCUCGGGUUUUCCAGCUGAGCAGUGUGUCAUCUGCCGAGAGUCAUUUACAGCUGUAUAUAAUUAACGCAGGCAAAUCUGGAGCGAAAUUGGCAUCUGAUUUGGCCUUUUUAAAUCUACACGCUGUUAUUCCAGCUAAACCUGUGUUUGUACAUCUCGCUGCACACUAGCAGCAAGUAUUAGAGCUUAAGAACGACUAUUAUCACUGUUCCUUUUGUUGUUUACAUUCUUUUUCAGCAAGUACCUAAGUCUGUGAAAACAAAAAUAAAGAAGCCUUAUGUGCUUGUUGUUCUGAAUCUCGACAGAAAUGUCCUGAUUUGCCCGGUAGACACUUAGCCCGUCUUAGCCUUAGAAAGUGUUUAGCUGUAACUUAAUGGGUUCUUCAACUAAACACAGUAUUAUUGCUGUAGUUGCAGAAGUACAUCAUUUCUAGGAUUUUGCUAAACAUUGUUCACUUGGAAUGGGUUUCCCAGAAUCCAGUAGGAUGUUACGUUGUGUCCUAGUAAAGAAUAGUUGUUCGUUAAUCUUUUUCUAAAAGUUUGGAUGUUCCAGCUCUCCUAUGAAAAUAUUGUCUACAUCAAACCACAUUUCCAGAAACCACACCGUUCAUGCUGAUGCCUGAACUACCCCACCACCAUCAUCACCUGCCACAUUGGGUUAAAAAACUGGAGUGGGCUACGUCUGUAUAUUGCACAAGCCAAGGAGAAUCUGCCAGGCAAAUAUAAGCUUUAUAGGAGGAGGGUCUUCCCAGUACAGGCAGUAUUGGUUAAGGGACUAUAGAGGAGGAGAGCCAGAUGAGACUGGUUUCCCCUUAUUGAUUUUUCUGAUACUCUGUCUCCUGUCUGGUGCAUUCAGAAUAUGAACCUGCUUUUAUCACAGGUCUUUCUGGCCUGGUGAUCAAAGCAGGGUUGCUGUCGCUCAGUUUCAUCCUUCAUUUUUGAAAUUUCAGGCUCCAUGCUUACUUGCAGAACUGAUUAUAACUCCAGCACCAGAAAACAAAUAAUUGUUUCAGCUAUAAUUUCCAGACAUUUCUCUUGAUUCAUGCCUGCAAAACAAAAGGUUUUAUCAUGUUCCUCUUCAGAGAGUUUUGAAUGUUUCUGGAGCUGUAUGUACAAUAAAAUAAACUGGGGUACACUGUUGAAACAGGAAUAAAAUUGGUAGGAACAGUACUUUAUAGUAUGAGAAGUGGGUAAAGGCAGUGUUGUCUGAACUAAAAGCGGGUCGAAGUUGUUUUCCCAUGUUUACUUCUCCGAUACCUGCAACCUGACAGUACUAGCAAAGUUCACCUAAAAUCAGGUAUUACUCUGGGAGUUGGCGAAAGGCUAGAUUUUUCUCCACUACCUGUUUCACGACAGCUCGAGCUCUGAAGAAUGGGAGGCCUGCUCAAGUGGCACUCCACUCAAACCCCUGUGACUUGGCCGACCAUAGAAAUGAGGAUCUGGGGCAACCUUGUCUGUGUGAUUCAGAAGCAGUCAGCCAUCACCUCUGUAAUGAGAACUGAAACUGCACUGUGCUCUCAUUCUAAUUGGGAAGCUCGUGGGAAAACCAAGUUUAAAAGCAGCUAGAAGUGUAGAGGCCUGACCUGUCGUUGAAAUUCAGACUGAGGUUUGAUAUAUGGUAUAUCCUCAUCAUCAGCUACACACUUCCCUGUUAAUAGUACUAUACUCUUCAUUCACAUUUUAUAUAUAAAAUAUAGCUGUUUAGGCUAGAACGUUCACAAGACUUAUUAAUGAUUCUGAGGUGUAUUUUGGCGUUUGGGCUAGAUCUAGAGAGACUUGAUAUCAUAGCAUUUAAUUUUUAUUAAUUUGAAGAUGUAAAAAAUGAAAAUAAAAAAAUCCCAGAAAACAGAAAACUGUCCUCUGAUAUUCACACUCCAGCUUCCCUGUAGGAUUGUAAUUGAUGAUUGAGGUUUAUGAGGGGUGAACUAGUUUAGUUUGUAGGAUGGCUUGAGCAUGCAAACUGCAGCGCAGAGACCGAUUGAAUGUAGCAAUAAGUGGGGGGAAAGGAAAGAACUUAUCUGUAUGGAUUGUCCCUGACGGACUCAUCUACUGUGGUAUCAGUAUCUUAAAAUGCAGCAAUAAACCUUGUAGCUGAUAACUGACUAACUACAGCUCUUUCAUGUAGAAAUUGGCAAGACAUUUAAAUCGAAUAGUCCUGAAGAAGCACAUACUGAUUCAUCACACCUUGCACUUUAUCAGAUCCUUUGCUGAUGUUCGAAAAGCAAUCGAGAUGGAUUUUUUUGACUCUAUAAUGAAGGAACAAAAAUACAGGAAGCAGUGUAUUCUUUCGGUUUAUGAAAUUUUAGAUAUUUUAAUUUUGUUUGACUUACUAUAUCUGUGGUUGAUUUUUAUUCUUAAACUCUACACUGAAAUGUGGCUUAUACCUGGAUAUGGCAGUUUUUUUUUGAGCAGAUGUAUCUCUUAAAGGAGCUAUAACUAAUUUUUAUUUUUUUAAUAUCGAGCCAUGGCUAGGUUUGAUGCAUCCCCUUGUGUUUCCUUGGGCAUUCAUAGUGUAGUCUUAUGACCAUGGCUGUAAUUAUCUCUGUGCCACAUCUUCUCUGUCUGGGUGUCUGAGACAUGCUCCAUGCCUUCUGUCCUCUUCGUGUUGUACAGAGAUCCGUUUGUGAUCUCUUUCCAAAUGCAGGGUGAGGCACCUGGGACAAAUCUUUGCUGCCAGUAUUGAUAGAUCUUGAAAAUGAAGUAAAUCUGAUUCAUGAUUAUCCUUUUCUAAACUGUAAACAUUAAUCAAUUGAAAAAGUGAGUGGCAGUGAUGGUCUACAGUCAUAUGUAUGAAAUGUCAAGAGAGAGAACGGAAAAUGCUGUCACAGCUGACUCUGUAUUAAAACAUGAAAUCUGUACUUUAUUUCUGUGGGAAAUAUGUUUUAUUUUUCUGUAUCUGAAUUCUUUUUUUCCCUAUCAAUCCAAUUAGUCAAAUUAUGGGUGCCUGAGGUAAUACUGUCACAAGGCAGUCCAAAAGUUUCAAGGUGAAUUUUGGUCAUUUGCCAUACAGGGUGAAAAGGCAAGUUAGUCCAAACUCAGUGCUAAUCCUGGUCUGUAAAGUAAUUUUAAGACUUUUUCAGUAUUACUGCUCAUUUUGUAUUUUUUUUUUUAAUCGGAACAUGAAGGAAAUGGAUUUGUGUAAAGGUAGCAUAAUGGAAAUGAGUUGUUUGGGGCCAAGAACAGAAACAUGCCUUAUUCAAUGCAGAGUGUAAAUACCGAGAGGCGUUCAAUAAAUAUUUUUUUGAAAGUGUGUAAAAUAAAACAUAGCACUGUACAGCUAAUCUAAACUAUAACUUUUUUUUUAUUAUGCGGUCUUGAAAAUCAGUGUGUAGAACAGUGAUGGCAGAAUUCCUGUUGGCGGGAAAGGCCAAGGAUGUUAGAGUCAUGUCAUGUUCUUUUUAGUGCUGCUGUAACUCGGAAGACAUGUUUCUUAUCUGUUAGGAUAUCACCAGUUAUUUUUUUUGCAUCCUGUGGCUUGUAAUGCUGGGGGGAAUACGGUAAUUGUUUUUUUUAGAACGGUGUGCUGUAAAUAUAUUUUCCGAUGGCAGAUAACUGCAGAGGUUUAAGCCUUUGAGUUUUAUAUCCUUGUAAAGUUACAGUACAUAUGUAAGGGGGACCUAUGUCACUUGUACAACUUUAAAUAACCAAAAAUGAUUAACUGAGGCCCAAAGAUGUAUACUGUUUUAAAAACAAAACAAAGAAGCAGUGUAUGUAUUCAGCAUUGAUUAAAGUGGAUUUCUGUACUACAGAUAACUUUUUCUAUACAAACAUUGCACACAGGUCUGUACAAUUUGUAGUUUUGUGUUUAGAAUCUUCAUUUUCUCCAUCUUACAGUAUUCUUACAGAGAGAAAGAAAAGAUGUAUUUUGGAUGAAGUGCGGACAUUUGCAGUAUUAAUUCUGUAUAAAAGUUACAUAUAUAUUUUUAUUAUUUUCUUUCACUCAUUCACAGCUAUGGAAUUUUGAAAUGUUAUGCCUUUCUUGAUGUGUAACACACUGCUGAGAUGAUGACAAGCGUAAUAAAAAUAAACCUUUAUUCAGUGUAA